Molecule: messenger RNA, 1136 nt
Organism: Candoia aspera
Lineage: Eukaryota; Metazoa; Chordata; Lepidosauria; Squamata; Candoiidae
Gene: NOL7
Product: nucleolar protein 7
Exons: 8
Coding region: 6-674 (222 amino acids)
Cellular component (GO): nucleus; nucleolus
Molecular function (GO): RNA binding
Source: RefSeq, a predicted model, not a curated record
GCAAGAUGGCGGCACGCAGGGGUCGUGGUAUGGCGGGGGAGAAAAGGGCAGCGGCGGUUGUGGUCGCUGCUGCCUUUUCCGAAGAGGAAGAAAGCGACGAGGCCCCUGAGGAGGUGACUUUCGAGAGGGCGCGGGAGGCCGCUGCGGAGGAGCGCCGGCUGGCGGGGGAGCGCGUCCGCAGAGAAAAGGCAAGAUUGAAAGAAAAGAGACGACACAGAGAAGAACUGUUUAAGGAACAAAAGAAAAGAAAGCUGCUUCCUGAAAAUGUGUUGGAGGAGUUGGCAUCCACACAGAAUAGCACCAAUCAGACAUCUGAUGCACUUGAGCAAGAUCACAAUGUUGAAAAUGGAGUUGAAAAUCAUGAAGAUUCAGAAAAAGACAGUGAAGAAGAAAUAUUGGCAACCAGAUGCCCCCAAAAUUAUAUGGCUGUACGGUUAAAAGACCAGGACUUAACCAAUCGUCAGCAGCAGGAGGCCAAAGACUUUAUACAAAGACAGCUUUAUGGAGCAAGCUGCCAUCGAACAACUGCAAACCAGUAUUUUUCUGUUGGAAACAAGAAAAAUGCAGUUAAAAAAGCUGCGAUCCAGUUUGUGAAUAAAUCUUGGGGUAAAGUGAAAAAACAAAAAGCUAAUCAAUUUACAAAACAUUGGGUAUCCUCAAAAAUAAUUCCUUGAAAUAUUUUAAUAUUGCUUAUGUACAGUAUCACUGCAAAAUGUUUUGCAUUUUAAUUAUAUAAUGCUGUUGUCACUAUUGUGUUAUACAUUAGUAACAUUUUUAUGAUUUGUGUGUUUCUAUGUUAAGUCUUUAAGGAGAAUUAAAAGGUAUAACCUUCUGGAAAAUACUUAGGGCCUUGCAGUGGUGAAAUGUAGUUUUAGCUGUUGUCUUUUGAACUCAGUUGAAUUAAGAAUUUGGUUGAAUGAGAGAUGAGUUUCUUAAGUAUUUUUGAUACUUUUUUGCUAAAAUGUUUUUUUAACAUUGCCUCUCCCUCAUCUGUAAAAUGAUUUACAGCUCUACCCUAGACAUGUUUUUUGGAAGUACAUUCCAGUGAAUCUGAUGGACUAUAUCUUGAAGUAAUUUGUAUAUAGGAUUGCAAUGUGGGAAAUAUUAAAUAAAAUAUCUAGUUUGCAUGAAAAUAA